GCACUCAUGUCCAGGGAUCUCAGAAGAGGAGAAGAGGUUAACACUCUUAAGGACAAAGACUUCUGUGAUAUUGAAGACAUUGUCAAGCUAAUGGCGUUGGUCAAACUUGUUACCACCAGCAUGUGUAAAGAUAAGCGGCCCACACUCUCAAUGAUUUCCCCUGUCAGAGCGAAGCUUAAAAAGAACUUUGAAGCAUCACAUGAAGACUCAGUGGUAAUCAGAGAGAUGAAACAAGCAUUCAGAAAUGACUUGGAGAAGCGCUACACCAGCCUAGAUGAUCUCUUCAACACUGCAGCAGCUCUGGACCCCCGCUUCAAGUCUCGUCCCUUCCUGACGGACCAUGAUGCUGAGCGGACGCACACAAGCAUAACAGCAGAAGCUACAUCCCUGCAUAACAAGGCAUUAGCAACAGGGGAUCCAGUCCAGAGAGGCCCACUACAGACAAAUCCAUGUCAGACUGAACCUGCCCUUAGCGAUCUGGACAUCAGCAUUGAUGUACCCAACACCCAAGAUGAGCCAGAAGAUGAUGGCACUCCUGUCAAAAAGAAGAAAAUGUCAGCGUUGGACCAGCUGUUGGGAAAAGACUUUGAAGUGAGGAUGGCAGCUACAUCUGUAAGAGACAAGGCCAGUGAAGAAGUCAAGAGGUACAGAGAGCGUGAUCCAUUGCCCUUAGAAAAAACCCACUACAGAGGUGGAAAAAGCAGCAAGACUUGCCACUGCUGUCAUCUCUCGCUAAAAGAUACCUCUGCAUCCCGGCCACCAGUGUGGCAUCUGAACGGGUGUUCAGUACUGCCGGAGAUAUUGUUUCCACAAAGCGCAGUCUACUCAAACAUGAGCAUGUGGAUCAGUUGAUUUUCCUUAAGAAAAAUCUGCCCUCCAAAAGAACAGUGGACAGUGAUGAUGGAUAAGAAGCAGUCUGGGAAAAUGCACAGGCAUACUGUAGGUGAACCACGUUACUGUGUGUGAUGUAAAAGAAAUAAUGAUUUGUCACUUGUCAAACUUAACUGCCAUGUGAGAAUAUAAAUGUAGAGCAGCACUCUGGAUCAGAUUACCUUACCCAGGUCAAAAGGCAGCAGUUUGAUUUAUUUUCUUAUCUUUAAUCUUUUACAUAAAGCUGACUGUGUGUUAAGCUUUGUUGAGAAUAAGAAGGUGGUUUCUGCUUUGUCUCCACUUUGGUUCCCCAGGCCUGAGGCCAAAUUUUGAGAUUAACCCCAGGGGUCAUCGUUAUAAGGUUUGCACAGUUUUGUUUAUAGGUGUGUAACUUGUUUACAUUGAAAUGUUGCACCUUUGUGGUACCUACCUC
Molecule: messenger RNA, 1303 nt
Organism: Melanotaenia boesemani (Boeseman's rainbowfish)
Lineage: Eukaryota; Metazoa; Chordata; Actinopteri; Atheriniformes; Melanotaeniidae
Exons: 3
Coding region: 7-852 (281 amino acids)
Source: RefSeq, a predicted model, not a curated record